This is a messenger RNA of Haemonchus placei, 636 nucleotides long. NCBI's taxonomy places the organism in Eukaryota, Metazoa, Nematoda, Chromadorea, Rhabditida, Trichostrongylidae. The record is from the annotation of a GenBank genome assembly.
AUGGUGAGUACACCAUCUCCAUCCACAUCUUUUCAACAGGAAGAGGGUAUAAGUGGUAAGGAGCUCGAACAAUUGUUGAGCAAGGAACCGCUUUCCACGUGCAUACUGGAUUGUCGUGAAGGAGGGUCUGCCAUUCGGAACGCAAACAGAGUUCGGCUUCCAAAAGUUUUAUUCCGGCGGUUGGUUAACUGCUCGUUAUCGCUCUCCACUUUAUCACCACGGCUGAACAAUGCUGAUGUGAAAGUGGUGAUAGUGCCAGAACAUGGACCUGACGCUGAUACCUCUAACGCGCUUUCGAAUGCUCUUCGAAAGGCAAACAUAAGCUACCGAGUUUUAGGCGAUCCCGUUGAAUCAGUUCUUUCAUCAUUUCCUUUGCUGAGGGUGGAUGAAGAUCGACCAAACUCUCGGUCAGCUGGAGACGUAGGAUGUCUGAAUUUGAACGCCCUACGAAUUGAACCUGCUGGCACUACUCCUUCUACCGAUAAGCGCCAAAACUUUCCUGUGAAGAUACUUCCUCAUCUGUUACUUGGAAACUAUGAAACAGCCAGCGAUGCCAAAGUCUUGGAACGGUACGUAGGCAUUUGUUUUUACAGUUUAAUAAAAACUAUUCUUGGAUGUAUGUCGUGGUUUUGUUAA